CGGCUACUGGAUGAGAAUUUUCGGGCGCGAUGGUUUCUUUUGCAAUCGUAAGUAUUUGUAACCACUACCUGUAGACCGUAGACGAAAUAUAUCCAUCGAAAUUUUCGUCAACUAAUUUUUACACCUAGGUACUAUACUAGGCGUUAAGUCACGCCUGCUUUAUCAGAGCUUUGCGCAUAUCUCCGUCUAUCCGGAAACCCCCACCCCGCAUACAACCCGACCGAGAAUUCGGGAAACAAAGGUUAGAUAUGGGCUCGACUUCACCCACGCCCUCGCCGUUUAACGUCGAGAAGAUCGCAGUCGUGGGCGCAGGACCUAGUGGUCUUGCCGUCGCCAAGUAUCUAUUAGCGCAAAACGCGUUCUCGCAAGUCGACGUCUUCGAGCAGCAGGCCGAGGUGGGCGGCGUCUGGAACUAUAGCGCCGUGCCGAGACCUGAUGCGGAAUUGCCUGUGCCGCAAGUCGUCGCGUUUCCGGGGUGGUUGGAGGAGCCGGUUUACGUCGAUUCGGGCAACGCAGAUGAUAGGAAGGGGAAGCCGCUGUUCCCGUCGCCGAUGUACGACGACUUGAACACGAAUAUCCCGCAUACUAUUAUGAAGUACUCGGACCUGAGCUUCAGAGACGGCUGCGAGAUAUUUCCUAGGAGGGAAGACGUGCAGGCGUAUCUGGUGCAGUAUGCGAAGGACGUGAGGCAUCGCAUUAGGUUCUCGAACCAGGUGACGGAUAUCUCGCUGCGCGAGAAAAAUGCGCGGAAGCCCUGGGAGGAGCGCGAUCAGUGGGAUGUUGGCACCACGGAUCUAGUCACUGGGACGAAGAGCAAAGACGUAUACGACGCUGUGGUCGUGGCUUCCGGGCAUUAUUCUACGCCGUAUAUCCCCGACGGCAUUGCCAACAUCAAGGCCUUCCAUGAGGCACACCCAGGCGUUAUUUCGCACUCGAAGCUAUACAGGAACGCGGAAGCUUACAAGGGGAAGAAGGUCGUGGUCGUAGGGACCGGGGCCUCGGGCCUCGAUAUCGCGGCGCAGAUACGCCGGGUCUCGCAGGCGCCGCUGAUACUCUCCGCGCGCGAAGGCGCGACGGAAGAAACCCUCGAACACUUCGGGGGCGGGAAGUUCGUGCAGGUCGGGCAGAUCAAGAGGUUCCUAGUCGAGGAGAGAGGUGUCGAGUUUUAUCCCUUGGAAGACGAAGACGAGGAGGGAGGGAAAACGGAAGAAGAAGCAAAGGAGAAGGAGAAGCCCACGAUCAUAGAAAAGGACAUCGAUGCAGUGCUCUUCUGCACGGGAUACCUGUUCACCUUCCCCUUCCUAACCACCCUCGCCGACCCGCCUCUCGUCACGGACGGGCGCCGCGUCCACGGCCUCGCGAAGCAUUUCCUACAUAUCAACCACCCGACCCUCGCCUUUCCGGGGCUGCCGAUUAAAGUGAUCCCGUUCCCGCUCACCGAGGCGCAGGGCGCGGUCCUCGCACGCCUGUGGUCGAACACGCUUCCCCUGCCGCCUCGCUCCGCGCUCGAGGCUAUGGAGCGCGAGGACGGCGACGGCGCGAACCCGGGGAAGUACCACGUCUUCCCAAAGGGCGGCGACGGGCGCUACAUCAACGAGCUGCACGACUGGGUGAUGCGGGACGGGGGCGGCGAAGGGGGAGGUAAGGAGCCGCCGUACUGGGACGCGGAGUUGCUCUGGCAGAGGGGCAUUUAUAUCGAGGCGAAGAUGCAGUUUGAGAAGACGGGGAAGAAGGCUAAGACACUGGAAGAGUUGGGGUUCCGGUACGAGCCGCAGGAGGUGAAGAGUGUGGAGGAUGUGGAGGGGACGGAGAGUGUGGGGGACGUUGCUGGGUGAUGAUGUAUGGGGUUUGGAGGAUCAAGAUGGAUGGACUGGAUUGGAUUGGAUAGACUAUAUAUAGCUUGUGAUUUGGAUAAAAGGGGCAGCUCGUUAAGCCUUGAUGUUUUAGACAUGUCCACUAUGUCAUGCGAGAUAAAGAAGAUAUGCCAUUGUUGGAUUACC
This is a messenger RNA of Annulohypoxylon truncatum, 2000 nucleotides long. RefSeq names its product FAD/NAD(P)-binding domain-containing protein. The record is from RefSeq and is a predicted model, not a curated record. Bases 249 to 1835 code for a protein of 528 amino acids. Gene Ontology annotation, molecular function: N,N-dimethylaniline monooxygenase activity; NADP binding; flavin adenine dinucleotide binding. NCBI's taxonomy places the organism in Eukaryota, Fungi, Ascomycota, Sordariomycetes, Xylariales, Hypoxylaceae. The transcript has a single exon.